Galleria mellonella (greater wax moth) is the source of this 1724-nucleotide messenger RNA. RefSeq lists its product as uncharacterized. Lineage: Eukaryota; Metazoa; Arthropoda; Insecta; Lepidoptera; Pyralidae. The record is from RefSeq and is a predicted model, not a curated record. Bases 112 to 552 code for a protein of 146 amino acids. The transcript has 3 exons.
UCGUAUUGUGAGAACGGUGUCAAAGUGAGUUGAUUAAAUCACACUAAAUUAAUAAUUAAAUCUCACUAAAUUAACAAUUAAAUUAAUAUCUAAUAGUGUCUAUUUAUAGUUAUGUUUCUAAAGUGUCUAUUAAUUAUUAACAUAUGCAUUAUUGUGAUUGUUCUGGGCGGUGAUGUGAGCAGUGAUGAAGACUAUAUGGAUGCUGUUAUAGCUUUAUUGUUGAACGGUGAUAAUGUAGAUUUCAUUGAAGACGGUGAUAAGGAAGACGAAGACACACCGAUCCUGACUGGAGGUAUUUGGAAAUGUGGUGACUGUGAGGACGUCGACGAGUCUAAACUCAUCUAUAGUGAGAGCAACGAUAUCGAUACUGGCAUGACAGAUGACAAUGUGGAUAUACAGAUUGGUCUUGCAUUGACGAAUAUGCGAUGUGUAACCGUCCGAGCAGAUGUCGCUGGCAUCGUCAGACGGAUGGCGGGCGCGUGUAGAGGGGAAACCGUCACACUAACUGUUGCGCCCGCGCAGCACUUCACUGUGAACGUAUAUGGAAAUUAAAUAUGUAAUAAUAGUAAUACAAACAGACAUAAUACUUUUUAGAAAUAAUAAUUUAUUUAAUGGCGAGAAUAGAUGUAAAUGCAAUUACAAGAAAGAAGAGAAAUAUCGCGGUAAACAGGGCGAUAAUAUUUUUUUAAACAACGCCAUCUAGUUCCGCAUGAAGAGAUUGUACUUUGAGAACUAGUUAGUAAUAUAAUGUAUAAUAAUUUUACGAAUAUUUAUUGUAUUAUUCGCUGAAUUUAAAUAUAAUGACAACUCUACUAUGUUUAACUUACCUAAAUAAGUCAAGCCACAGAUUUCUCACAUAAAUGAAAGGAUAAAGUAUAAAAUAACCUACCAUUACAAAGAUGUUCAGAAAGAACCAUUAUUUUCCAGUAAAAAUAAAUAAAAUAAAAAUUCUAAAACUAAUAUUUAUAAUUUAUGUUGAUAUUAAAUGUCGAUAAACGGUCGUUAAUCCGAAACAGCUUGUCUUUUAACAUAGACUUCCUCUAAAGAGUUCCAUUCCGCCUUGUACUUUGCUUUGCGGGUCCAUAUUGGGCCGGCUGUUUUCCUAAUGUCAUCCUUCCAUUUUUUUUUAUACAACUUAGAAUGGCAAACAAGCUGACGGUCCACCUGGUGGAAAGUGGAAAUCGUCGUCUAUAGAUAUGAGCAGUACUAGGGACAUAAGAGAGUAUACUGUUUCGCCCAUGAUACUUCCCAUGCAUUGCUAUUCCCGAGGACUCAGGUGUUAUUCCUCUGUACCCUGUAAAUUCACUGCCAUAUCCCGCCCUUCAAACCGAAAUACAGCCGUGCAAACACAACUGUUUCACGGUAGAAACACCAAUGAGACAAAGGUGUCCAAGCAAAUGACUUUUGUACAAAGUAUCCCUCUGGGACUUUCAUUGUACUUGGUAUAUUAAAAUUUUAUGUUACAAUUAUUCACCUCAAGAUAUAAUAGCGCAGUUAUAAAAAAAUUACGCCGUAUAAUGUUCGAGUCGCCUUUUAAUUAAGCAAGUUUAUAGCUUAUUUAAUUUUAAUGAGGCAACUUUUAACACGCUCGUACAAAAAUACCAUGAUAAUUAUAACUAAAAAGUUUAUGUAAUGACGCCUCUUUGUUUUUCUCAUUAAUUGCAAUUUAUGGACAAAGUUAAUAAUAUUUCCAUACUUAUAAGAAAAAUUGUGAUACACUUUUA